This is a messenger RNA of Funneliformis caledonium, 1329 nucleotides long. The record is from the annotation of a GenBank genome assembly. NCBI's taxonomy places the organism in Eukaryota, Fungi, Glomeromycota, Glomeromycetes, Glomerales, Glomeraceae.
AUGGCCGCAGAGAGGAAAAUUUUGUUACUUGGUUCCGGAUUCGUUGCUGGUCCAACAGCAGAGUAUAUUUUACGGAGACCUGAAAAUAAGUUGACUAUCGCUUGUAGGCGCAUUACAGCUGCGGAAAGCUUCGCCAAGCAAUUCUCUCGCGCCAUUCCAAUAUCACUAGACGUUACUAACGAAAAAGCUCUUGAUGAAGUAGUUUCAUGCCAUGAUUUAGUUAUUAGCUUGAUCCCAUAUACAUCUCAUCCAUUAAUUAUCAAAUCUGCAAUCAAGUUCAAGAAACACGUGGUCACAACUAGUUAUGUCUCUCCUGCUAUGAAAGAAUUCGAUGCUGCUGCUAAAGAGAAUGAUGUGACCAUUAUGAACGAAAUUGGUCUUGAUCCUGGUAUUGACCAUCUAUACGCGUUGAAAACUAUAAAUGAGGUUCACGCGGCUGGUGGCAAGGCAAGCAUCAUAUCCUUCAUUUCCUAUUGUGGUGGUUUACCCGCUCCGGAAUGCUCAAACAAUCCUCUUGGAUAUAAAUUUAGUUGGUCUUCUCGUGGUGUUUUACUGGCAUUACGAAACUCUGCUAAAUUUUACCAAGACGGGAAGGUUGUUGAGAUCCCCGGAAGUGAAUUGAUGUCAUCUGCCAAACCAUAUCUUAUUUAUCCGGCCUUCGCAUUUCUAGCAUACCCUAAUCGUGAUUCUACAUCUUUUAAGGAUUUCUAUAAGAUUCCAGAGGCUCAAACUGUUAUCCGUGGUACACUGAGAUAUCAAGGGUUCACGGAUUUUGUUAAAGUUUUAGUUGAGAUUGGUUUGUUGGAUGAUACAGAACAAAAUUAUUUGCGAAUCGAUUCACCGGAUAUCACUUGGAGAGAUCUUUUGGCCAAAGUACUUUGUAUAUCAAGCAAUGCGGAAGCUGACCUUGGGAAAGCCAUUAUUGCAAAGAGUGAAAUAAGUGGAGAAGAGAUUGAAAGGAUCCUUAAAGGAUUCAAAUGGCUAGGACUGUUCUCAGAUAAUCCAGUUAUUCGUCGCGGUACAUUACUUGAUACUUUAUGUGCCACGUUGGAAGAGAAGAUGCAGUAUGAACAAGGAGAACGUGAUAUGGUUAUUCUUCAGCAUAAAUUUGAAGUUGAAUUAAAAGAUGGAACAAGAGAAACUUGGACAUCUACAUUAUUGGAAUAUGGAAAACCACAAGGUCCAUCUGCAAUGGCAACCACAGUCGGAAUUCCAUGCGGUAAAAUUAAAAAGAGGGGUGUUUUUGCGCCAUAUACACCAGAAAUAAAUAAUCCUGUAAUUGCGGAAUUAGAGAAAGAAAUGAUUAAAGUUAAAGAAGAAAAGUUAUAA